AAACAACAUAAUAAAUGACGAGGGCAUGAAAGGAAAUGAAGGAGAAGCGACGGGCGGGGUAUUUAUGGAUGUGAACGCUUCCGAACCGAAGGAAGCAACCCAAAGCAGAUGCUCUUUAGUCUGCAGUCGGUUUGUGUGUGUGUGUGUGUCUCUCUCUCUCUCUCUCUCCUUCAAAUUUGUGAUUCUUUUCGGUUUUUAGAUUGUCCCCUUUGUUUUGAUCUGUGGUGGCCCAAUAGAAAGCGGUGGCAGAUUGUGACGAUGGUGGUGCGGGCUCGACGGGUGUGGUGGUGAUGUAUGGACCAGGCAUUUGUGUUGAGUCGUGUGGUGCACCUUUUUUGCUUUGUCAAAUGGAGGAAACUACUGAACUUACUUACCCAGGAUUGAGGCAGUUGAAUUUGAAGAAGUCAUUUAAGUUGGGCGGCCGCUCUCUCCUAACAGCGUGUUCUAAGGAGGAAUUUUCGAAAGCAUUUCCUAGAUUUACUGCUGCAGAGCAAGAAAGUCUCCACAGGCUAUUUAUUCAGGUUAUAACUUCUUUGCAUGAAAAUAUUGAGGAUGAAUUUGAGUCUUUAUGUCUUGAAACACAGGUGGGAACUAUUCUUGAUACUGUAGAGCAAAUUGUUGAAGAACACAGUCUGGACCCUUUAUCUUCGGAUAAGACUAGUGUAGGUGACAUUAAAUUCAAUCUUUCAACAGCAAAGAGGCAUGAGAUCCUGUACUUGAAGGAUAGGCUGGAAGCAGCUGAAGAACAGAAUAGACUUAUAAGGGCUCGUAUUGAGCACCUUAAGAAGGAGAGGGAGUGUUUCUCAGACACUUCGGAUGCUGUUCAAAAAGUACCAUUAUAUUUCUGAAAUAUUUAUGAAUGUUCAUCUCCUAAUUCCCAUCGCCCCUUCCUGUUUCCUUUCCAAGUGAUGUAUUACCAUUUCUCAUGACAAAUAUCCAAUAGUAACAGGAUGGAGCCAAUGUUGUCAGUUACGUAAGUGCAUUUUAAAGGAGUUUUGAGAUAUAUUCUCUUGUUCUUAUGUUGCCCAAGUCAACAUUUGCUGAUCUCAGUGAACUCAGCUUUAUCAGUAGGAUUUUCAUAAACAAUUGCAAAGCUAAGUGGUUAGGCCUUAUUUUGAGUUGA
Messenger RNA from Malania oleifera, 1123 nucleotides. RefSeq lists its product as uncharacterized. Gene Ontology annotation, biological process: chromosome segregation. The record is from RefSeq and is a predicted model, not a curated record. Gene Ontology annotation, cellular component: MIS12/MIND type complex. NCBI's taxonomy places the organism in Eukaryota, Viridiplantae, Streptophyta, Magnoliopsida, Santalales, Ximeniaceae. The transcript is spliced from 8 exons. Bases 291 to 848 code for a protein of 185 amino acids.